Monodelphis domestica (gray short-tailed opossum) is the source of this 13064-nucleotide messenger RNA. Lineage: Eukaryota; Metazoa; Chordata; Mammalia; Didelphimorphia; Didelphidae. The record is from RefSeq and is a predicted model, not a curated record.
UCUUUUCUCUAGACUUACUGAAAACAUUUUCAGGAAAACUUCAAAGCAGAUGGGGAUUGAAAUGAUUUGUACCAUAUUCUGUUCCCCUGCUUUUAUUCUCUAGAUCUCUAUAUUUUGAAAGCUUUUUAUUCCACAUAGUUUGGGGGUUAUGAGCAUUCAGUGUGGUGAGUUCUAAAAAUACUACUCUUAAAGUUUUAUGGAUUAUUGUUAUGUGCAGUUGAUUGUGAACAAUAGUUCUGUCUGUGAUAAGACUCUGAGUCCAGUCAAUGUAUGUGUUGAAUUCUCAAGGAUGAUUUGAGGUGUGUAUUUGUAGUGGAGGCAUUUGUCUUCUGUUGGUUUGUGGAAAACAGCAACCUUUUGGUGUAGAAUUCUAACCCUCAUGUUUGGCCUUUCUAGGUACCUGGCAGGCACGACAUUUUUGCCGGUAGUAGUGAUGUUCACCAUUUUCUUGAAUAAUCUGCAUUGAUUCCCAAGUCUGAGCUUUUAAAGAAUAGCCCUUCUGUAAUGUAUUAUUAUUGUUAGCCAAUAUUUACAUUGUACUUUAAAGUUGAUAAAACAACAGAUACCAUCUAGAGCUUGCAAAAAUAUGGCACCCAGAAUUGAACACAAAAUUCCAGGUGUUGGGUGGGGGAGAAAACAGCAGGACCACAACUUCCCCCAUUUCCAACACUAAACUUUUAUUAAUGCAGCCUGAGAUCAGGUUCACUGUUUUAGAUACUGGUCACAGAAUUGACUUAUAUGUAUAUAUGUAUUUAAGCCCUUGCUUUCUGUCUUAGAAGCUAUCCAUUCCAAGGCAGAAGAGUGGUAAGGGCUAGGCAACUGGGGUUAACUGACUUGCCUAGAAUCACCCAUCUAGGGAGUGUCUGAGGUCAUAUUUGAACCCAGGUUCUUCUGAAUUCAGAACUGCUGCUCUAGCUAGUGUGCUACCUAGCUGGCCCUUUGACUUACAUUUAGCUUGGAGUUCACUAUUAUGCCCAAUUCUAUUGCCUGAUAAGGCAGAGUGCCAGUGUUAGUUAGGUGGUGGCACAUUCCACAUUUUUUUCCUUGGGUAGGGCCUGGGUUUUUGUUUUUGUUACACACGUAGUUUAAAUUUUCUAGCUUCUGGGCUCAACCUCAUUUGCUAAGUGAUACACUCUCUCAAAUUGGGGUAACUCCAGGCUGAGAUUGCUCCAACCCUGAACCUGUUCUUCUAAAGCUAAUAGUCCAAAUCAGGCCUGCCUUCAGUGACUAAUCCUGGCCAGCUAGAGUUUGGUCAUAGGUUUUGAAGGGAAAUGAUCUCAUUGGGGGCAAGUGUUUCUAAGGUCAAUGAAGGAAUGAAUGAAUGGAUGGAUGGAUGAAUGAAUGAAUUUAUUAAGUGCUCACCGAAGGCCAUGGGCUAAUAAGUAAGUAUUGGCUGCACAAGGGUUGUCACUGUGGAGUAAUUUGAACUAUACAUUCUUUUGCAUAUUUUGCCAAAUAUUAGUCACAGUUCUUUUAUUUUAAAAAAAUGUAGCAAAAAAAAGAAGAAAGCAAAAUGAAGAUUUUGUGGGGUUUUUCUUCUGCUUAGGUGAACUCUUUAAGGUCAUAGGAUUUAGUAUUGGAAGAGACCCUUCACACACCUUCAACCUAUUUUUGCAGGUAAUAGAAUUGAAACUCACAGGGAAAGGGACAUACCCAAGGUCAUGCCAGAAUCAGGAUUUGAACCUACAUUUCUGGUUCCAAAUUCAGUGCUCUUUUUUUCUGCACCGUGCUCUCCCUCAGUGGAAUGACUUCUAUUUUGAUUGUCCUGCACAAAUCAUCUGACUAGGGUAGAACUCUAAAUUUGGCAUGACAGCAGCCACUCAAGGCUAAAUGUUGGGAUCAGUCCAGAGAUGGGAGGUCAUGGGUUCAAAUCUGACCAUAGAUACUUCCUAGUUGUGUGGCCCUGGACAACAUUUAACUCCCAUUGCCUCACCCAUUGGAAUUGAUAUACUGUAUUGAUUCUAAGACAGAGAGUAAGGGUUCAAAAAAAAUAAGGAUUGACUGUCGAGCAAACUGGUCACAUCCCAAAUGUUCUUCCAGUCACCAGGGGUCUUGAAAGGUUGGCUAAAUUACACUUUCUCCAAUUCCUCCUCUGAGGAUGUAAUCUUUUUUCAUUUCAGCCAUGCUAUUACAGAGAGGGGAAGACUUCCGAAUUAGGAGAACCAUCAAAGAUCCAAGGACUUCUUUCAAAGCCUAAAUCAAGUUCUUUCUCUUUUGUGAAGCCUUUCUUGACUAUCACCAGUCAACAGCAAUCUUUCUCUCCCCUGGUUUGCUAUAUAGCACUUGCCUUUAGCUCUCCACUGAUGGGUCUCUUUUACUACACUGUGUUGGCAGUGGGAAGUCUUAUUGUCCCAACUAGGUCAUAAUCUUUUUGACUAUUAGGUAACACAGGGGGUUGAGCCCUGAACCUGCAGUCAGGAAGACCUGAGUUCAAAUAUUACCUCAGACACUAGCUGUAUGACCUUGGGCAAGUCAAUUAAACUAUGCCUGACUUGAUUUUCUCACAUGCAAAAUGGGGGUAAUGAUAAUGCCUAUCUUCUAAAAUCGUUAUGAGGACCAAAUGAGAUAAAAAGCACCUAUAGACCUUGAAGUGUUAUAAGCAUGGAUAGCUGACAGGAAGUCCGGAGUGGCUCACUGGCAUGGUUUACAUUUUUCUUGAGAGUAAGUAAGCAUGGAGUUUUAAUUGCUGAAGGGAGAGGGGGAAGAAGAGAAAUCAACUUUGGGACCUGCUCUUCUCAAGUGGUUGCUCGUGGGAAACAGAGGACACUCACCUGUCAGACUCAGGCAGCAGUUAUCUGGCUGAUCAGUGCUGGAAUGGCGGCUUUAUCUACUUAAUCAUGCUACGUCGCAUUAAGCGCAAGGCUCCUCUCCCUCCUUCCAAUGGCAACAACAGCAACAGCUGUGAACCUAAAGCAAGCCCUACCUCAGAGCCCAGCAGCCGUCUGGUACAGAAUGGGAAAAGAACGAGAAAAUUUGGUGUGAUCUCCAGGUCAUCCGUCAACAAAGACAGUGUGGAGAACAGGAACAGUCAGGACUCUGAGCUAGAGAAUGGACAUUAUACCCUCAUGGAGAUGGGUGGCUCACGUCUUGAGGCUUUGGAAGUGGAUGAUGACAGGACAGAGGAACAGUUACCAAAUUCAGAGGCUCCUCUGGUCACAGGCCAUUAUCGACCUCGCUUGUCUGAGGGGAAGUCUGAUUUCAAGCCAAGUGAUCAUCUGGCACAGCGGGAAGGCUGCCGGAUAUGGAAGAUGCACAUGGUGAAAGGGUCAGAUGGCCUGGGCAUCCAGAUUACCGGAGGCCGAGGAUCGAAGCGAUCACCACAUGGUAUCAUUGUUGCACAUGUAGAAGAAGGAGGUGCUGCACACAGGGAUGGCAGGCUGACCUCAGGAGAUGAGCUGCUAAUGAUCAAUGGUCAGUCACUUGUUGGCCUCUCUCAUCAGGAAGCUGUGGCCAUUCUCCGUGCUGCAGCUGGACUGGUUCAGCUGGUGGUGGCCAGCAGGGAAAACUCUGAAGUGGACUUCCUCAAAUAUCCAUCCACAAGUUUACCGGACUUGCUUAGUACUUAUUCAGGCCCGGAUGUUUCCUCUUAUACUGAUAAUAAGGAGAACGAAGAGCCAGAUGGUGAAGAGGAAAAGGGAGCCAGCCAAUCACCAACCCAUGGAGCAAUGAGUGAGGCUCAAGAUAACAGCUGUCCUGAAGGAUCCCGGGAGAGCUGCAGAAGCCCCAACCUGGGGAGCAGCCUGAUGAAGUUCCGAAGUCGCUCCCAAGGAGGUGCUCCUCGUCUAGAAUCUGUUGGAGAAGAUGAUGAGCUGACAGUAGAAAAUGGUGAUCCCAGCAGGGAGAUGUUGGAAAAGUUAUCUCGGAGUGCCCGGAAACAUUCCCUUCCACAGCAGCUGGAUUCUGCUGGGGCAAGACAGGAAUAUCAUGUUGUGAAGAAGUCAACUCGGUCCUUAAGCACUGCUCAGGUGGAAUCCCCUUGGAGACUAGCUCAGCCCUCCAUUAUCUCCAACAUUGUGCUGAUGAAAGGUCAAGGCAAGGGUCUUGGCUUCAGUAUUGUGGGAGGUCAAGAUUCAGCCAGGGGCCGGAUGGGCAUUUUUGUCAAGACAAUUUUCCCAAAUGGAGCUGCUGCUGCUGAUGGAAGACUCAAAGAAGGGGAUGAAAUCCUUGAAGUGAAUGGAGAAUCCCUACAGGGACUGACCCACCAAGAAGCCAUUCAUACCUUUAAGCAACUCAAGAAAGGUGUUGUGACCCUUACAGUACGCACAAGAUUAAGAAGUCCCAGCCUCACUCCAUGUCCAACACCCACACUAAUGAGCCGAUCCAGUUCCCCAAACUCUAAUACCAGUGGAGGAACUCCUGCACCUGGCUCAGAUGAAGGAGACUCUUCUUCCCUUGGUCGUAAAGGCCCAGGACCCAAAGAUAGGAUUGUCAUGGAAGUCACACUCAACAAAGAGCCAGGAGUGGGAUUAGGCAUUGGUGCCUGCUGUCUCACUUUGGAAAAUAGUUCUCCGGGCAUCUAUAUUCAUAGCCUUGCCCCAGGAUCAGUAGCCAAGAUGGACAGUAGAUUAAGCCGUGGUGACCAAAUAUUAGAAGCAGAUUCUGUCAGUCUCCGCCACGCUGCAUUAAGUGAAGCCUAUGCCAUUCUGAGUGAGUGUGGCCCAGGACCAGUUAGCCUCAUCAUUAGUCGGCACCCAAACCCGAAGGUUUCUGAACAAGAGAUGGAUGAAGCAAUAUCUCGCUCCACUCACCGGGAAAGCAAAGAGACUAGUUCCUCCCAAGCUUUAGGUACUCCCUUGAAGAGUCCCUCACUUACAUCGAAGGCAAGACAGGGAGAAGGCGCUGCCUCACUCAGCUGGACCAUGAAACGCUUCCUGGAGCCAGCAAGUCGGGGCUCCCUCAGUUCUGAAUCAGAACUCUCACAAUAUUUUUCACAAGAUGUCCUGAGCCCCUUGUCCUAUGCAGACUCUGUGGUCGCCAGCUCUGGAGAUGAAGAACAUAUGCAUCAGAGGAGGGGGAGCAACUCUCUCGAUGAUGGGGCACUUCCUCCCAGCAGCAUAGCUCCCAAAGAAUCAGGAAAAUCUAGGGCCAACAGUUUUGUAGCAUCUGGAAGCAAGAAAGCUUCAGGACCUUUCCAUAAGCAUUUGGAAGCUACCAGGCAAACCAGCCUUCCAGGAAGCCCACAGUCUGCCCGAAGCCCACUCCUCAGACAGAGAAGAAUUGGCUGCUUUGAUGCUGAUGAUGCCAGUGAUGAGGAAGAGUUUGUGAGAGACGGGGACAACGUUCUGUUUUCCAGGACCCUCCCAGGCUCUACUCUACCACAGGCUGAGGAGGAUUCCAGGGUCAUCAAUGCAAAUUCUUCUAUGGUAACUGAUGUCAAUAGCCUGGAAGUACACCACCUUGGGAAUACUGACGCUACUUUGGAAACUUCUCCUUUGGGCAGCUCAGUAGGGGAGGUGGAGGACAAGGCUUCUGAGCAAAGCAUAGACUCACCUUUCCUUCCAGGAAUGCUUUUUGACUAUCCAGCCUCAGAGGCUAGCCCAGGAACCUUGGGCCUGAAGGAACAAGCUGAAUCCAAGAAGUCACCAAAAUUAGAACACAAAGCUAUUACCAGAGUCAAAAGCCUGAUGAGCAUUGAGUGCCCUGGUUCUCCCAAACAGAAGAAUGAGGAUCCUGGUUCUGGUCAAAAGCCAGUGGCCCGGAUAAGCCCACAAAGCAAAAGAGCUGUGACAGAGGACAACUCUAGGCCCAUCAUCUUGGAAACCAUUAAUUUAAUUCGUUUGGAAGAUGAAUCCUUUGGACUGGACUUGGAAAUCCAGGCUACUCCUUUAAAAGUGGUGAUAAGAGGUUUAAGAUCUGGUGGAGCUGCCGAGAGGGAGGCGACAGGAAAACUGAGUGUUGGCGAUGAGAUUGUCUCUAUCAAUGGUGCUCCAGUCAACUCCUUGUCUUAUCAGGAAACUUGCCAUGUUAUGAAGAACUUGCCCAUGGCCCUGACCUUUGUGGUGCAGCGAUCAACACCUGCUGUGGAUAGCUCACAGGACCCUCUUGAGUCCUCAAAGGAUAAGGAGCUGAUUAAUACUAAAUCCAGUGGGACUUCGGCCACUGAAGGAGAAACCCACACAAGAGGAGCGCCAGCCUCGGAACCACAGGGAGCUGUACAGUCUGGUCCUGUACUGCCAUCUACUGUCAGUACCAAAGAAGUGCAACUAGGUGGUGACUGCGAGACGCCAGUGACUGACAUUGAUAGUAUCAUCAGCGAGUUGGAUGCUUGCGGAGGGGGAUCUGAGUGUCCUCCAAAAGCAGGUGCCCUGUGUGGUGAGGGAGGUUCCCAGAGACACUCUCUGGCAAGAGGCAGGAGCUCCUACCAGGGGGAGCAGAGCACAGUCAAGCCAGAUUCACCUCAAAGGAGGAACUGUGGGCUUCUCCCUCCUCAACCUCAGUGGACCUCUCAGUUUUCAGUUUUGGAUUCAAUCAAUCCAGGCAAACAUUUUACUGUGAAUAAAAACUGUUUGAGUAGCUAUUCUAGGAAUUUUAGUAGCUUACACGAAGACAGCUCGUCCUCUCUUGACCACAGGGAAGCUGAUACCUCUGAGCCAUCACCAAAGUCCAUGUAUGGAGCUGCUGAGGAUUCACAUUCAGACUCAGAGUCUCUUACAGAAGCCUCACCCACGUCCAUGAGGGAUAGCAUUCCAUCCCACCCACCAUCUUGCCCUUCUCAGACACACAAUGUCACAGAGUCAGAUGAGGAGCAAAUUGAAAUUUGCUGCAUGAAUACUCACCAAAAGUCACCCUCUCAAGGGGAGCAGCAGCCCCGGCCUGCUGGGAAUCCACUUUCCUGGGCUCCACCUUGCCCAGAAGUAGCCAAAGUUUCACCAUUAGAAAGUACUGGUAUGGGAGGUUUACAGACAACCCCGGGUGUAACACCUACUGUUAGCUCCGAAGCAUCUAUAAUUCCCAACUCUUGCCAGCAAGGACAUACAGGCAGAACAGUUCUUUCGGACUCUCUUCCUUCCUCCCAUUUGGAUAAAACUUCUUGGGUGAGCUCGGCACACUCAGAUGGAAAUUUUCCGCAGGGCUGCAGAACCUUACAUAAAGAGGGGAACGUGCAAGAAGCCAGCAGUGGCAAAACUCUGGAAACCUGUGUGUCUUCCAGAGCCAGUGACCUCGUGCACAAGCCUCCAGUUCCUUUUGCCAGCCCCAGAAUGGUCAAUAGCCCAGGACCUAGCCUGUUAAACAAUGAAUCUCAAGGCAAAAAACAAGAAGCAACUCUUAAGGUAACUGAUAGUCACCGACACCCUCAAUUCUCUUUAAAUCCAGGCUUACAUGAAGAAUCUGAUUUGACCAGCCUUUACAUCUCUGAAAAUCAGGACUUGGGCCAAGGACCAGAAAAUAUGUCCAGAAGUUCUCUUCUGGCCCAGUGCAAAGAUCCAAGUAGAAUUAACCAUAAUAUACAAAGCAGGAAUGAAAAGGAGCAGGGUAUAGCCACAUCAAAGAGUUCCAACACUAAAAUUCACUCUCCCAGCAUGAACCAUGCUAAGGGGGUUACGACUCUGCCCAGUCCUUCAACUCCACCAAAACUGAAUUUGGAAAUGAAGGGGCCAACACCCAAAAGUUUUAUGGAAACGCUUCUCAGUAAUAGUCACAAACCUAGGGCAGGGCCAAAGCUCAAGGGCCUUAGCAUCAAAAGCAAGAACAAAACUAGCAUGGAGGCCUCCAGUGGUGUUCAAGCGGCCAAGGUUGGUGGGACUGAGCAGAGAAGAACCUUUAUUUCACCCCAAACCUCUCCCAAAACUCUUUCCAAAAAAGUGUUGGGUUCUCGCAGCAUUGCUAUCCAUGGAGAACCAGAGAGAAGUUGUCCUACGGCUCCCAAAUCUCCUAAAUGUGGACAGGACAAUAAAUUAGCUUCGGCUGGGUCUAGACCAAUAAGUUCCCCAGUGUCAGAUGGCAGCACCACCAUAACUGGGAAUACAAGUGAAAAUAGACUCCUUGGGCGAAACGGGCUUGGCCUUUCCAACCCUAAAGAUGCAACAACUGUUUCAGCUCUCCCCAGUGGACUUGGUGAAAAGGGGAGCAAAGCAGCUACUGGUGAUUCUCAAGACAGGAUGAAUCAGGUGAAAAUAAUUGCCAUCUCUCCUGAAAGAAGCCCAAAAAGCUCCAGUGCUGACACGUUAGUUGAAAAUGACCGAGGCGGGCUUUCUGCCCAAGAGAAUAGCCACAAAAAAGGUGAAGGCAAACCCUGCCAUAGGAGAGUGGAGUUGUCUCCAAGUCUCCCACCUUCUCUAGCUUCUCACUCCAUUCAGGAAGAUCCCCCAGAAGGACAAGAAAUCCAAAGAAGUUUCAUUGAGGUAAGACUCUCUUCCUCUUCCUCCUUCUUCUUGCCUGUGUGCCCUUCCCCACCUCUACCUGCAGAGAAAAGAGGUUGUGACCAGAAGAGAAUGAGUCAGAUGUCUGAACUUCCAGGAAACUCCAGAAAUGUCAUCAAUUUGGAUGAUGCUCCCUAUUGUGCCCCAAGGCCAGUGACAAGGACUUAUUCCAUGCCAGCCCAACUUGCAAGCCAUUUUGGAGGGGAAAGUCACUCUGUACAAGCUGCAGGAUGCUCUGUCCAAGACAGCCAGAAUUCUGUGGCAGGGGAGAAGUGUGUCUAUGUUCCAGAGACGAGACUGUUGAGAAGCGGUCCCCUUGGUCUAGUUAAUGGACAGGGAAUACAAAGAGAAAAACAACUGUCAGAGACUUCCCAGAGCAUCCCCAAAACAGACCAGGGAGGUGCUCUUGUCCCCGGUACCCAGGACACAAGCUGCCCUGUCACAGACAGAAUAAAAUCCACCAGGAGACAUUACUACUAUGAGCUAAACUGGCCCCAUGAACCUACCUCAUCUUUUUCUGUGAAACAGAGGAUCAAAUCUUUUGAGAAUCUUGCCAGUUUUGACAGGCCUGUUGUGAAGUCCAUUGAUUUCCCUUCAGCCGUCUCCAUGAACUCCAAACCUCCUAUUGGGAGGAGGUCAUUAGGCAUAGUAUCUUCAGGGACCCCCAACAACUCAAGUGACACCAUGAGGUCCUUACGACGAAGCUUGAGUUCAUGUGGUGAAAACCAAAAUGAAAGCAUUUCAUUGACCCCCCAGCUAAACAAAUCACCAUCUAGUAUGACUCUCCAUGUUUCUCCACCAAAUCUAGUAGAAAACAAAGGAGACUGCCUUAAUUCAGGCCAAAAGAAGUUACUUGACCCUCCAGCAAAUUAUAAUCCACCAGCAAGCACAGCUUCGCACUUCAGAAGGAACAGAACAGCAGGCAGCCAAGCUCGACCAUGUUCUUUAUCCCGUUCUAAACUUAGAGAGCUCAGGGCUUUGAGCAUGCCUGACCUGGACAAGCUAUGUGAUGAGGACUAUUCAGUGGAACCUGUAGCUGCCCACUUUAAAACUGAGCUAGAAAUCACUCCCAGGAGAUCCCUUGGCCUUCCAACAGAAAGCCUCUCACACCUCAAUGAAUCAUCUUCCCUCUCACAUUUGGCAAAAGAUCAUAGUGGGGAAAGGUUGUGCUCUAGGGGAAAUAGUCCUUGGACUAGUGGUUCUGGGACUCCUGCUUCAGCCUCUGAUGAAGAUAUAACAAUCCAGGACAAUUCAGUGCAUAAGAGAUGCUUUGGAAGAAGUUGGUCCAUAGGUUUGGAUCAACUUUCAGUCUCAUCCCUGGACCAGCAAAAAUUGCAGUCUGUGUUAUCAUCAAUUGGGUCAAAGUCUGAUAUUUCAACUCUGAUUCAAGAAGCCAAAGCACAAGCAGAGAAUAAAGAAGAUAUUUCCUUUGUUGUCUUGAAUAAAGAAAGUGGCUCAGGUCUGGGAUUCAGCGUGGCAGGUGGAGUAGAUCUGGAACAGAAAUCAAUUACUGUCCACAGAGUGUUUUCUCAGGGAGUUGCUUCUCAGGAAGGGAGCAUCCACAGAGGAGAUCUCCUUUUAUCAAUUAAUGGCACCUCAUUGACUGGUUCCAUCCAUGGAGAUGUUUUGAAUGCUCUUCACCAAGCAAAGAUGCACAAAGAUGCUGUUGUUGUCGUCAAGAAAGGGAAAGACCAGGACAGGGGCUCUACAAGACAAGAACCCACACCUGCAAGUGGAAAGGUGUCAAUAUCCCAAAAGGAUGUUAUCUUGGAACUUGGAAUAGCAGGCAGACAGACAGAUCUGAAUGGUGCAGUAUGGGUUGAGUUAUUGAAGACUUCCGCUGGUCUAGGCUUCAGUCUUGAUGGAGGAAAAGCAUCUGUGGCUGGAGACCGACCAUUGUUAAUAAAGCGAGUGUUUAAAGGUGGUGCUGCAGAACAAGCCGGGACAAUUGAAGCUGGAGAUGAAAUUCUUGCCAUUAGUGGAAAGUCACUUACAGGGCUCAUGCACUAUGAUGCCUGGAACAUUAUUAAGUCUGUCCCAGAGGGGCCUGUGCAAUUACUAAUUAGAAAGCACCGAACAGCAGUAUGAAUCCCGUGGCGGCUUAUUACAUUAGCCACAAAGGACUCUCCAAUCCCUCCCCCCCCCCCACUUCAUUUUGUUUCAAAGUGAUUUGUGCUUGUAGUAUGGAGUCCUUGAGCCACUGAGAGCCACAUUGGUGUGGGCCAGUGAAGCGUGUACAGACCGUCCAUUGAGGAGAAUUCCUAAGACCCUGCUAGAAUUUGGAAGGGUAUAAAAACCCUGAUGUUUUGGGGUACAAAGAGACAGUGAACCUGAAUAUUGGGAGUAUUUUUGGCUUUUAGUCUGUGACCAUCCUUAGCCUGACAACAGAGUUUUCAGGUUAGGGAUAUAAAAUCUUGGUUGCUGUCUUGUCAGGAUAAGGUUUUAGACUGUGUCCAUGUCAAUUAAUCAUUUCCUGACAGCAUAAAUAGAAUUAGUCUUCAAUUCUGACAGAUCAAUAGAAGGAACUCAAACAUACAUCUUUAGAGUCAAAAUGAAAAGACCACCAUUUUGUGGGUAAAUUAACAGGAUGCUUUGGGUGCAUGAAAAGCUGCCAUAGUUGUAAAUAUUACCUGAAGGAAAAGGUUAAAAAUUAUGAUCUAACCAUGUGGUGAGCUCAGGUAUUGUCUAAAACAGAAAAAAGCAAAAAUGAGAAAACUCUACCCAAGAGGGCAGUGGAGUGUAUUUUUUUCUGUGUAUAUUUUUCCUGUUUACAAAGCAAUUAAAUAAUGUUUCUUCUUAAAACCCCAAAUUUCUGAACACAGGCCAGCUGUUCAGCAUUCAUCAACUUUGCAGAACAUACAUUCUGAUUGAAUAUGAACUUGAAAAUCGGGAUAUGGGUUGGGUUCCACUUGAAUGAAUUGAGUUUGGUCAUUAAAAUAACAACUAAUAGAAAGAUGUCAAUGUCAUUAAGCUUUAGACCUUUAUUUCAAAUGGUUUUAAUUUUUAUUUUUAUUAAUCAAAUAUGCUUUAAUUGGCCAGUAGAUUUAUAGAUAUGUCAUUGGAGCACAUCUGGACCCUAAAAUAUUUUGAGGAAGUUUUCUUUUUGGUGUUUUAGGAAAUUAAUACUUCCAAGUCCUGGAACCCCUCUCAUGCUGUGCAAUGCUUGUUACCCUUUGUAUGAUAAUGCUUUUUCAAAUAUAUUCUGUUUGUCAAAAGCAUUUUCUUGCUGAAAACUGUUGUGACCCUAUUGCUGUUUUGGAAGUCCCCUCCUUGUGGCUCAUCCUUUUAAAGAUAUGACAGUCCACAGGAACUCCUUUCUCCUUUUUGUGCCAUUUCUUGCAUCAAAACUGAUUCAGGAGGAUUCUUUGCUAAGAAAUAUUUCUUGAUAACUCAGAAUCCUUAUCUGCUUCAGUAAAAAGAUAAUGAGAAAUGCAGAUGAUGUCAAUUAUUCUUUUCAGUGGUUAAACUAGAAAUGAGUGUGAUGCAUGUAUAUUUUCUGGGAGACUAUUGUUCUCAGAUAAAAUAGGCUUUGAAGAUUGAUUCACUCUCUUAUUGAAUAAAGUGAAGGCUUAAUUCUGUGAACUUAGAGAAAGGAAAUUAGAGACUUGUAUUCCAUAGAAUCAUGUUGAAUCUCCACUCUACCUGUUUGAUAUGCUGAUUUUCCAGGCAUUCCAUGCCAACCAAGCAUCUAUGAUUAUUGGCCUCUUUCAAAUGAGGGAGGAAUUUCAAUGUCUUUCCAAGCCCUGACUCCUCAUCCAAGGAGAGAGGAUGGCUGCUGGAGUGAUGGUGUGAUCAGAAGUUCAGUGGAAUUAAGUGAUUAUUUCAUUAUCAUGAAGUGUGCAAGGAAUCAGAGUAGAAACUUCUUCCUUAUAUUCAUUGGGGUCAGUGUGAAGCAAUACCCUUCAAGUGACCACUGAAAUAAGCAGAGACAUCCCUUGCCUCCUGUCACACUCAUUGGCUGGAUGAAAUGGAGAGGGGUUUGCAGUAUUGAAAUGUAAGGUAUUUUUAAAAAAUAUUUUAUUUGGUAGUGAUGGUGGUAGUUGUCUUUUUGGGCUUACACAACAGCUGGAAAUGAUAGAACGCUGAUCUUAUUUGAGUCUCACAACUCCUUACUCAUGGUAGCUAGAAGUUUAGAGCCUUUUUAUUAGGUAAAUUUUUGUCAGUCAGCAUUGGCAUUAAAGGUAUGACUGGUUUAGAAUCUGAAAUAGAAACCCUUUGUCUUAUGUAUUCAAGACUCUGGCAUGAUGUGUGUUUCAGAUGAACCCUCCUGGUCCAACCCUUCUUUAAAUGAACACAAAUGAACUAAAACUUUUGUUUUUUAUUUGUGCUUUUUCACAAGUUGGUCAUUCACAGAGAGCCUAUAGCAGAUGAUCUGUAAUUAGGGCAUGUAUAUGUAAUUGCGAAAAUAUUAUUCAAAGAGUUGAAGUAGAUUUGGAUGGGUAGGUGCAAAUGGAACCCAAUCAAUUUCAAUUUUAAGUGUUUGGCUAAAUUUAUAUCAUAUCUGUUGUAUGAUGUUGUACAUUGAUACUUUAUUUAUAUAAAAUAAAAUGCCUUGUACAUUAUUAAAAUGUGAGUGCAAUAAUAGUAAAUAGACUGUACAUUUUUUUAAAGACUUGCUUUUUUCUCUAGGUUAUGUAAAUCUGCGUCUCUGUAAACAUGGGUUUUUAAAGUAAUUUUCAAAAAAUAAACACUAUUUAGACUUGC